CCACUUCCUGUCCGCUUUCUGCUUCCGGUCUGGAGCCCGCGCUUGCUUUUGCAGCUGGAAUCCUAAGUGUGUGUUCGGGUGAGACCUUAGCACGUUGGCUGUAACGCGGGCAGCAGUGACCAAGAUUCCCUGUGCUUUUUUCCCUAGAGUGUUCCGCCAGUCUGCCGACUCCAUGUCGCGCCUAUCGACCUUACCGCGGGUCUAUGUCGGGCGCCUGAGCCAUCGGGCCCGGGAGAGGGACGUGGAGCGUUUCUUCAAGGGCUUUGGGAAGAUCGUAGAGGUGGAUCUGAAGAACGGGUAUGGCUUUGUGGAGUUUGAAGACAUGCGUGAUGCUGAAGAUGCAGUUUAUGAGAUGAAUGGAAGGGACCUAUGUGGUGAACGGGUCAUUGUAGAACAUGCACGUGCUCCAAGGAGAGAAGCUCGCAGUGGUUAUGGAUACCGCAAAAGUAGCAAUGAGAAGUUUGGGCCUCCAGUUCGAACAAUCUACCGGCUGAGGGUAGAGAACCUUUCCACCCGAUGUAGUUGGCAGGACCUUAAGGAUUUCAUGCGCCAGGCUGGAGAAGUUACUUAUGCGGAUGCACAUCAGCGUCGUCCUAAUGAAGGAAUAAUUGAGUUCCGUACAUAUUCGGACAUGAAGCGGGCGCUAGAUAAACUGGAUGGUUCGCAAGUUAAUGGGAGGAGAAUACGUUUGGUGGAAGAUAGGGCUGGAUCCAGAUACUCUUCUUCACGCAGUCGGUCCAGGUCCCGUUCACGUAGGAGUAGUCCUUCUAGAUCAAGGUCUCGUUCGCGCAGCAGGAGCAGAAGGCACAGUCGGAGAAGCAGGAGUUACAGCAAAGACAGCAGAGAUAGCAGGAGUAAAGAGAAAAAUGGAAGUAAGCAGAGGGAUCACAGCAGCAGUAAAGAGAGAAGUCCAGACCGGGCGCAUAGUGAGAGAGAAAGAAGCCUGAGCAGGGAAAGACGUGAUAGUGAUGGAAGUGUGAGAAAGGAUAGGGACAGAAGUGGCAGCAGACACAGGAGAGUAAGGAGCAGAAGCACGAGCACGGACAGGAAAGAGAAUAGCAGACGAAGCAAGGAAAGAAGAGAAAGGGACAGAAGUCAUAGCAGAGAGAGGAGUAGUAGCAAAAACCGAGAUAGCCGAACAAGGAGGGAAUCUUGUAGCUCAGAAAGGAGCCAUAGCAAUGAAAGUAGAAAGAAUGGUAGGCGUUCAAGUCGUAGUAUUAGCAAAGAGAGAUCUCGGAAACGUAGCAGGGAGAGAAGUGUCAGUGAGGAGCGCUCCAAGAAAAGCAGGAGAGAGGACACAGUGGCGUUUACUACAGAAUCUGACCAGGAACAUGAAAUUGAGGAACAUGAAAUUGAGGAAGGUGAGAUUGACUACCCUAGAUCUGCAACAGCCAAUGUUCCUGCACCAUCGUCUCCUCCAUUGUCUCCUCCAUCGUCUCCCCCACCCUCUCCCCUGCCUGCUGAACCUGUUGCCACACUGGAAAUUGAAGAGGAAGAGGCAUCAGCAGCAGUCAAUUCUCCUUCUGAACAGCAAUCUAUGUCGCCCUCCACCACAGAAGCUUGACUUUUUUUUCCCUGACUUUCGUUUUCUAGAAUGAGCUGCACUUGGCUCUGUUCGUGUUGAAUAUUUUAUAUUUAUUUCAUUUUUUUUAAUUAAUAUAUAUCUUCUGGCCUGUUAGCAACCUACUCAAUAUGUUCUUUAUUACGGAAUGUAAAAGUGCUACAAACUAAAAGUUGUCUAGUCUUAAAGCAGCAGUGCACAAUUGAAGUGGCAUUUUGGGUUAAAAAAAAAAAACAAGGCGUU
Rana temporaria (common frog) is the source of this 1804-nucleotide messenger RNA. Its product is annotated as serine/arginine-rich splicing factor 6-like. The transcript has 6 exons. Gene Ontology annotation, molecular function: mRNA binding. Gene Ontology annotation, cellular component: cytoplasm; ribonucleoprotein complex; nucleus. Gene Ontology annotation, biological process: mRNA splice site recognition; alternative mRNA splicing, via spliceosome. The coding region runs from base 173 to 1564 and encodes 463 amino acids. Lineage: Eukaryota; Metazoa; Chordata; Amphibia; Anura; Ranidae. The record is from RefSeq and is a predicted model, not a curated record.